This is a messenger RNA of Sinocyclocheilus grahami, 7955 nucleotides long. RefSeq names its product interphotoreceptor matrix proteoglycan 2-like. NCBI's taxonomy places the organism in Eukaryota, Metazoa, Chordata, Actinopteri, Cypriniformes, Cyprinidae. Gene Ontology annotation, molecular function: hyaluronic acid binding; heparin binding. The transcript is spliced from 21 exons. The record is from RefSeq and is a predicted model, not a curated record. Gene Ontology annotation, biological process: visual perception. The coding region runs from base 195 to 7385 and encodes 2396 amino acids.
GUCAGCUCAAAGCUACGUGAUUGCAUCCCUCCGUGACAAGGAAAGGAUCUAGUAACAAUGCAGACUAAUUAAUUCAACUAUGUACAAGUUUUUGGGACUGUAAGGAGGGAUGCCCAAAUUACAUCCGUCAAUAAACUACUUUUGAAAACUUAAAGAAACUUUUUCUUUAAAGUGUGCCGGAAUAAGGAAUCAUUAUGCCAGAUUUCUCUUUUAAAUGCAUUUGGUGGGUUUUGGUAUUGUUGUUUUCCGGGCAUUUUUCCCUAGAUGCAGAUUCUGAGGAUUAUUUACCAAAUGGAUUUACAACUUUUUUGGACACCAAUGAAGUUUUGAAUCACUCGUUGGUGCCAUUAAAAGAUAAAACCUGGUCUGGUGAGGGGAAAGCAGCUCUUUCUAGACAAAAAAGAGACCUUCUGUUUCCCAGUGGAGUUAAACUUUGCUCACAUGAGACAGUGCAACAGGCAAUACGGAAUCAUCUCAACUACUUUCACCUGCGAGUGUGCCAGGAAACAGUUUGGGAGGCUUUCAAAAUCUUUUGGGAUCGCUUACCUGAGAAAGAAGAGUACCAGAUCUGGAUGAGGAAAUGUCAAAAUAGUAGCGUUAGCGUGUUUGACAUUGGCCGGAGCUUUAGCCAGUCAGCUGAGCACCUUGCUCUAAUUUCAAGUAGGGUAGGAGCGGCUUCAAUGACAUCAACAAGUGCACCCACCAGUCCAUGGCAACCUGAAUGCAGACAUCAGACAACGACUACUGCACCAACACAAGCAAGCGUGGCCACAACCCAAGAAGUCAGCGUUCUGGUUCUUGAGGCAGUAACAGAUUCACAGGAUAUCACACCACAGACCACUGCAGACCAAAUCUUAAUCACCACUAUGGCUGCAGAGCUUCAGAUGACACUUGGAGUCACUCCAGAGCCAGACACAGCCUUUGAGGCCUCAACGGGGAUAAGCACUAGUUCACCUAUAGAACACACAAGUGUGGCCACUGGGAAACCUAUUUCAGAAACUGAACUGGAGGUCGAACUGGAUGCUACUGAGGGUCCUGUCAAAGCAUUAAAUAUCACCGUUCAACAUGAAGAGGUUGAAAUCGUCUCAGAAUCUGACAGAACUCCAGAGGAGUUUACUUCAAGAGCAUAUGAUUAUGAGAUUCCCACCACCUUUGAGGACUUGCUAGGAAUAAGCACUUCUCCUACAGUAGUCACCAAUGAUUUUACUGGAAAGCUUUAUUUAGAAACAGAGUUGGAACAGGAUGUUACUGAUGGUCCAGUUGUUUCCAUUCAACAUGAAGCUGACGUUGUCUCAAAGUCUACAUUAUUGACCACUGAUAGAACUCCAAAAUAUUAUAAUUCAAAAAAACAUGAGCAUGAUAUUCCCACAACCUUGGAGGACUCACCAGGGAUAAGCAAUAAUACUCCUACGGUAAUCAUCAGUCAAAUCACUGAAGAGCUUCAUUCAGAAUCGGAACCGGAGAUGGGAGAGGAUGCUACUCAGGGUCUGGUUAAGACAGCAGGUGUUACCAUUCAACAUGAAGAGGUGGACAUUGUCUCUGAGUCUACAUUAAUGACCACUAAUAGAACUCCAGAAGAUUCAACUUCAGGAAAAUAUGAGUAUGUUCUUCCCACAUCCUUUGAGAACUUACUAGAGAUAAUCACUAGUUCACCUACUGAACUCACAAAUGAGGCCAUUGUGAAGGCUACUGUGAAACAGAAUGUUACUGAGGGUCUUGUUAAGACAGCAGAUGUUACCAUUCCACAUGAAGAGUUUGACAUUGUCUCAGAGUCUACAUUGAUGACAAGUGCUAGAAGUCCAGAAGAUUCUACUACAGGAAAAUAUGAUUAUGGCAUUCCCACAAGUUUCAAGGACUCAGUAAGGAUAAGUACCAAUACUCCUAAAGAAAUCACCAGUGAAUCUACUGAAGAGAUUAUUUCUGUAACUAAACUGCACAUGGGGCAGGGUGUUACUGAAGGUCCUCUUAAAUCAGCUGAUGCUACAAUUCAAUAUGUAGAAGCUGAUGUUGUGUCAGAGGCUACACUGAUGUCCACUGGUAGAACUCCAGUAGGUUCCACCUUGAGAAAGUAUGAGACAGAUCUUCCCACAACCCUUGGGGACUUGCCAGGAAUAAGUUCUAAUACUCCUGUGGUAGUCACUAGAGAAUCCAUUGAAAAUUUGAUUUUCGAAUCUGAGGUUGAAGAUGAAUGGGGUGUUAGUGAAACUCCUGUUAAAUCAGCACUUGUUACCAUUCAGCAUGUAGAUGUUUCAGAAGCUACAAUGAUGUCUACUGAUAGACAUGCAGUAGACUCUCUUACAGAAAUACCUCCUGUUCAGAGUGUCUUACCAGAGAAACCAGCGCAGACAACUCCUACAGAACUGAAAGAGGUUUCUCCUAAUCCCCACACAGAAGGGCUGCCAAAAGCUCUGACAGAUAAUGAUGUUGUUGAAAUCACACAUGUGACCACAAAGCCAGAAAUUCUGUCACCCACUACACCUGUAAAUACAUCCACUGAGGUAGUAUCAACAGAGGGUGGACCUGAAGACAUUGCAAUUGUUACAUUACUUGACAAAGAGGAAGAGGCACCCUACACUAAACCUACACCAGAGGUGACAACAGAUGAAGAACUACCAGGUACCAUGACAGAGAGUACUCAUGAAUUGUCAAAGGAAACACAUGAGCUUAUAGUUGACUCAUUUGAUGCUGAAGCGGAUCAUUUAGGUAAGGAAGAGGACAUUAUAACUGAGACCCCAGAAGUUGUUGAUGUGACAGCUGGUGAGACACCUAGAUUGACACAGGAAACUACAGAAGCUACUGUGUUUACUGAGAAAGACAAACAUGUUGAUAAGGACAUAACUGCCAUUGCAAAUCCUGGUGAGAUGACAACAGAGCCAACAGAAGUUGCUGAGGUUGAAUUUGACAUUACCACAGACGAUGUAACGGUUCUUGAAAACACGCUUGAAGAUUUUGUUGAAGGAACAAGUGAAGCGACUGUUGAAUUGGGUGAUGUAACGGAAGCUGUCAUCUUAGAAGAAUCAUCUGAGAAAAGUACUGAAGGAACUUCUACUAAGAGAACAGAAAUUUCUACUAAGACCACAAGUCGGACCACAACUGGAAUCACAUCCAAGAUCACACCUGAUACUUCUUUUGACAUUGGUACCCCUGAAACUGACAUUGUAGAGUUUGUAACUGAAGGUAUGGAAGAUAAGUUAGAAGACACAACUAAAAAGGAUGAAGGUGGUGAGGAAACACUUUUCAAAGUUUUUGAAGGCACAAUGCCAGAUCUUACUGCUACUAAGUUGGAAAAAGAUGUACUGACAACAACCCUAAAUGAGGACAUACAUGAAGUUACAGAGAAAUCAAAAAUUCCACAGGACACACCCAAAGUUGCAGUAGAAAUCACAGAUAUGCAUGAGACCAGAGGAGACUCCUUAUCUGAGACACAUGAAGUUGCAACAGAGACACCUAAGGUCAUUACAGAAGCUGGUGCCAUGACAGAGACAACUCAUGUCAUAUCUCAAGCUCCCAAAGUUAUAUCUCAAGCACCUGAACUGGAGACAAGUGUAUCUAUCUCGAAGACACCUGAGGUCAUAUCUCAGACACCUUUGUCAAUAUCUGAACUUUCAGAGGUGCCUGAGACAGUACCUAAAACACCUGACAUGCAUGUGGUCCAACCAGAACCUGCAGAAGACGAUAUCCCAACUCCUAUCUUGAAAGUCGAGGAUAUGACGGUUGUACUAAAUGACUUGACAACUACUAUUCAAAAGACUUUCUCUACCACAUUACAAAACUUGCCACAGGACAUUUCUAAUGAUAUUUUAAAUGAAAACAGCAUGAUUGGAAAUGAAAUUGAUGACAUUAUGGUCCGACCAGUACGUCCUAGCGACCAUAUUGUGGAGCUGAGUAUUAAGAUAAGAGGUGAAAGUUAUGAUGAUGCUCUGAGAGAUCCAUCAAGUUACUACUAUCAACAUCUAUCCGAACUGUUCAUUGAUAAGAUUGAAGAAGUUUUUAAAAGGCUCCCAGGUUUCAAGAAAAUAUUCGUCCUUGAGUUCAGGCCACAGAAGGACAUUGAAGGAGGCCUGGCUGUGGUGGUACACUACGCUGUGGUUCUUGGGAGUGAUGGUGCAGGAAUAAGUAAUGAGACCAUGGAUUACAUAAACCUACAUUCCAACAUGAUUGAGAACUCCUUCACAGAUCCUGAUGAGCUACCUACUGUGGUCUACACCAUCACCGACUUCCGAAACUACAUCACCGGAGCCCUCCACAAGGAGAAUUUCAUCAGAAACACCACUCUGGAAGUGGACCCUGAUUCUUUGCAGCUGGAAAAUGUGGAGACACUGGAGUCUUCCAAACCAACCAGCAGACCGCUUGACUCCAGUGACAUGAUGGAUAAUGUUCUUGUCUCUGAGAAGCCACCAGCUGUUCCCAGGCAGGAAUUAUCCAACAAUGACAUCUUCAUUACAAAUAAUGACUUCCUUGACCACAUUCACACAAUAGAUCCCUGGAUGGAUGAUCGGAAUAAGGACACAAAUGAUGUAAUCAUCUUUGAGGAAAGUCCCACUCUGUCUCCCACAGAUGUGUCUUUGAAGAACUUUGACAUUGAGCUUACCUCUAAAUUUGAGACCUCAAGCAGUGCCCCUGCUCCUGCUACAGAGAAUGAUGGUAUUCUUGAAGAGGAUGGAUUCUUACAAACUGCAACUACAGUCAGUCCUACCACAGGCACGAUAACUGAAGUUGCCUUACCUUCGGAAUCACCUCACAAGUUGGAAGAGAACUCAGUUUCUCCUGUGGAACCUCCUGAUGUUGAGUUGACUACUCAGAGUGACUUGAUAGACCUGGGUUCAGGCUCAGGUUUCUCUGGGGAUCAUCUAGGUCCUGCCAUUUGGCCUUGGGAGUCAGGAACACCAGAAGAAGUCUUGAAGGAAGAUGAGGUGCACCAACUUCAGGAAAAUCAGGAAUCUAUAGAGGAACAGCUUGAGCCUCCCCACCAAGAUCUGACACCCAAUGAGCCAUUCUUGGACAGGGUUCUUGUGACACAAGAUAUUCAUUCUAAUCCUCACUACACAACAACUGACCAGGCUCCGGUUUUUUGGACAAUGGAGACUUUGACUGUCGAGCUUUCUAUGCAGACUCAAGUAGCCCCUGAACAAUAUGAUGACUAUUUUCCAGAUGAAUCUACCACUAUGGUUACACAUGUGACCAGUCGACCCUUGCUACAUGUCUACACUUCAGCAGAAACCCAAGAGGUGGAUGCAUCACAAAGUCCUGAUACAAUAAUUUCACCUGCUGAUAAGGACUAUUCAGAACGACCUGUUACACCCACUGUGAUCCCACCAAGCACAGCAGUAGCUAUGGAUGAACAUACUACAUCAACAGAAUACAAGCAGAUUCAGGAAACGCUGGCCUCCACAACAAAGUCAAAUGAAAUGCCUUCAACCACGCAAAUACCUGUAAUCCUAGAAAUUGAUGCAGUUUCUGUGGAAGGUCCUACUACUUAUUCAGAAGCUGUUGUGCAUCCUGUAACCAAAGGUGUCACAGAAUUACCUGCAUUCUUAUGGCCAGAGUUAGAAGGUUCAAAUGAAGAAGUCAAGAUACUAGAUGAGGAGAUGGAAGGCAUCAAGCUUAUGCCUACAGAAAGCCCAGCGACUAAACUCUCAGAGGAGGAUUUAGCUGGGGAUGAAAUAUUGGUCGCAACAACAUCUCCAACAACAAUAGCUACUGAAGAGCCAAUUGUAGGUCAUUUAGCUUCCCUGUCUCCUGAGAAGGACUCACCAUUCGCUCGGAUAUCCCAUUCAUCAAUAGAUGAGGCUGAACCUUUAUUAGAAUCAACCACAGAACCUCUACCUACUCAACCAUCUACUCAUUCGGUUCUUCAAGAGAUGACUCCAGAGACUCAAACCAAUAUAAUUCACACUUUUAAUGCAACUGUUGCAAAUGAGCCUGUUUUAUCAGGGAAUAUUGAAGAUGGAGACUCAACUAAAAUAUUUCAGUCCACAAUGUCUGUCAUUCCAGAUGUUUCAGAACAUUUGGAGACCCUCAGUUCCACCACUGUACCAUCAUUUUAUCAGCCAACAUUCAAACCUACCAAACAAAUAACUUCAGAUGACUCUGUGCAAGAGCACACAGUAGGGUCAAGACCUGACAUCACAGGCCUCAUCCUACCUACCAAACCAGUGAACUCUGAUGCUGCUACUAUGAAAGUUCCUGCUCCAGUAAACCCCAACAUAAGAGAAUUUGAUGUUUCUUUUGACAUAUUCCCAUUUGAUGGGCCAAGCCAUGGCAAAGACGACGGUAGUGGAUUUGCUCGUGCGACUGACUUGGCAAGUAUUGCCUUGCCAGCCAGUCCUGGAAGGGCGUUAAUAGUGUUUUUCAGCCUCAGGGUCACCAACAUGAUGUUUUCUGAAGAUCUGUUCAACAAGAGCUCUACUGAAUACAAGGCUCUUGAGCAGCAAUUUCAAGAGCUGCUUGUGCCAUAUCUACAGUCCAACCUCAGCAAUUUUCAGAAUUUAGAGAUCUUGAACUUCAGGAAUGGCAGCAUUGUGGUAAACAGCAGGAUGAAGUUUGGCAAGCCAGUUCCCCGUGGUGUGACAACAGCAGUUUACCUUAUCCUGGAGGACUUCUGCAAUACUGCUUACCAAACUAUGAAUCUUGCAAUAGACAAGUAUUCAUUGGAUGUUGAAUCAGGUGACCAUGCUGAUCCAUGUAAGUUCCAAGCAUGUAAUGAGUUCUCCCAGUGUUUAGUCAACCGCUGGUCCGGCGAGGCAGAGUGUGUUUGUAAAGCUGGCUAUUUUAGCGUGGAUGGGCUGCCAUGUCAGAGUAUCUGCGACAUACAGGAAGACUUCUGCCAGAAUGAUGGGAAAUGUGACAUCAUACCUGGCAAGGGCGCCAUUUGCAGGUGUCGAGUCGGUGAAAACUGGUGGUAUCGAGGUGAACACUGUGAGGAGUAUGUGUCAGAACCACUGGUGGUUGGGAUCGCCAUCGCCUCAGUCGCUGGGUUCCUCCUCGUGGCUUCGGGCGUGAUCUUUUUCCUCGCCAGAACUCUGCGAGACCAGUAUGAUACGGAUGAUUCAGAAGACCCUUUACGAUAUUCAGAGAACGUGCCAUCUCUAGAAAGAGCUACUAAGUACAAUCCCAUGUUUGAAAGUGAAGCAACUACAGGCUAUAAUCAGUACUACUGCCGCUACCCAGAUGCCCCUGCGUAUAGCACUGGCAGCGCUGAGACCUCCACGGACUUCAGCAGCGAGGAAAUACGACACAUUUAUGAGAACAGCGAACUUACGAAAGAGGAAAUCCAGGACCGUAUUCGAAUUAUCGAGCUGUAUGCCAAGGACCGCCAGUUUGCAGAUUUUGUCCGACAACACCAAGUAGCACUUGACGCUAGACGAGAGAGCUCUUCCAAUUAGAGUUGCAAACCACUAAACCCAAGACACUUGCCUUUUUUUCUUGAAUGCAAGAAGAGGUCCUCUUCUGCCAUGGUGGACUUUGCAGGGAGAAAGUUUGUGAAGAUGUAAAUGGACUUUUGAUUUGAAUCGUUUAUGGAUCACAAUGAUGGAUUGACAGGUUGUGAUCUAAUGUAGAAAAUGUAUUUGUGAUUAUGUUUACUGUUUUUACUGGUGGGCUCAUUUAUUGCUGCAUUGUCAAGGCCAUAUCCAUAAACACUUAUUAUUGACAUAUCUGUAUCAUCUGGCCACACCAGAAAACGCAACUAUACGUCCGGGCUUCAUGUUGGGUCCUCUCUUUUUUUAAUGGAAAGCCUGUUUCUCUUUCUCAUGGUUUUUCAUUUGUCAGUGCCUUCACUUUGAUUGUUACUCUUCUUUAUAUUUGCAACAUGGGACAUAAUUUCUUGUGUCCUAAAACACGGACUGACUGAAGAGAGAACGUUUCGCAAUAGUUAUACUAUUUUAAUGAAUACAGCGAAAAGUAGUUCCAUAAUUAUAUUUGCAACUUAAAAAUUUAUUUAUUUUUGGUCGAAA